Messenger RNA from Pan troglodytes (chimpanzee), 3035 nucleotides. RefSeq names its product chromatin licensing and DNA replication factor 1 (gene CDT1). Lineage: Eukaryota; Metazoa; Chordata; Mammalia; Primates; Hominidae. Gene Ontology annotation, molecular function: DNA binding; DNA polymerase binding. The record is from RefSeq and is a predicted model, not a curated record. Gene Ontology annotation, biological process: regulation of DNA-templated DNA replication initiation; mitotic cell cycle; DNA replication checkpoint signaling. The coding region runs from base 1145 to 2803 and encodes 552 amino acids. The transcript has 10 exons. Gene Ontology annotation, cellular component: nucleus.
AGCGCUGCGCCUGGCCCUGCUUAUUGGCGUCUCUGGAAGGAGUGGCUGCGGCUCGGGCUCUCCAGAUAAACCGCGCUCUAGGCCGUUUCUCAGAUAGGAGCGCUAUAGGUUUUAAGAACUAAAACUUUAAAAUCUCAGCCAUGCUAAAGGCAGUUUCUUUUCUUUCCUUUUUUUUUUUUUUUUUUUUUUGAGACGGAGUUUCUCGCUCUUUCGCUCAGGCUGAAGUGCAGUGGCGCCAUUUCGCCUCCCGGGUUCAAGCGAUUCUGCUGCCUCAGCCCCCCAAGCAGCUGAAAUUACAGGCGCCCACCACCACGCCUGGCUAAUUUUUGUAUUUUUAGUAGAGAGGGGGUUUUACCAUGUUGGUCAGGCUGGUCUCGAACUCCUGACCUCAGGUGAUCCGCCCGCCUCGGCCUUUCAAAGUGCUAGGAUUACAGGCGUGAACCACCGCGCCCGGCCCCUUUUCUUCGUCUCCAUGUAAUAGCUUGAUUGAGAAAUAAUUCACAUAUCAAAUCCACCCUUUUAAAAAGCGAGCAACGCGGAUCGCGGAGGCCACGCCUGUGAUCGCAGCGCUUUGGGAGGCGGCAGUUCCAGGAGGGCGGAUCACUGACCCGGGGAGUUCGAGACCACCCGGCAACGUAAACUCCGCCACGAUAGAAAUAGUUUUUAAAAAAGAAAUAAGGAGCGUGCGGCCCGCGGGGGAAGCGCCUUUACCAGCUCGAGCCUGCAGCCCCCCGGGCCGCGCCGUCCUCGGCUCCCCCGGGCAGCGCCGGGGUUUUGUCAGGCGCGCGCUGCUGUUUGCCUGGAUUGCGCUCAUUCUGACCCUGAAGCGAGCGGCCCCACUGACACGCCCUGAAAAGUGGGAGCCACACGCGGGAUCCGGAGACCGCGCUAAAGUCCCACGCACGACGGCGCCCGCCGGCGAGUCCACGCCCGCACGUCGGCGCACGCGCGCGGCCACGCCGGUGCCGGUGCCCACCAGCGCGCAUGCGCGCCCCGUCCCCUCCCUCCCCCCGUGCUCUGCCCCGAUGGUUCGGUCCGCGCCGGGGGCGGGACCAGGGCGCCCGCGGGAAAUUUGGCGGGAACCGCGCCCGCCUCUUCCUCCUUUCCUUCUUCUUUCCUUGCUUUCGCCGCGCACUCCGCCGCCAUGGAGCAGCGCCGCGUCACCGACUUCUUCGCGCGCCGCCGCCCCGGGCCCCCCCGCAUCGCGCCGCCCAAGCUGGCCUGCCGCACCCCCAGCCCCGCCAGGCCCGCACUCCGCGCUCCGGACUCCGCUACCAGUGGCAGCCGCAAGCGCGCCCGCCCGCCCGCCGCCCCCGGACGCGACCAGGCCGGGCCACCGGCCCGCAGGAGGCUGCGGCUGUCGGUGGACGAGGUUUCCAGCCCCAGUACCCCCGAGGCCCCCAACUCCCCCGAGGCCCCAGACAUCCCAGCCUGCCCUUCUCCGGGCCAGAAGAUAAAGAAAUCCACCCUGGCAGCAGGUCAGCCGCCCCAUCUGACAUCCGCGCAGGACCAGGACACCAUCUCUGAGCUUGCGUCAUGCCUGCAACGGGCCCGGGAGCUGGGGGCAAGAGUCCGGGCGCUGAAGGCCAGUGCCCAGGAUGCUGGGGAGUCCUGCACCCCAGAGGCCGAGGGCCGCCCUGAGGAGCCAUGUGGCGAGAAGGCGCCCGCCUACCAGCGCUUCCAUGCCCUGGCCCAGCCCGGGCUGCCGGGGCUCGUGCUGCCCUACAAGUACCAGGUGCUGGCGGAGAUGUUCCGCAGCAUGGACACCAUCGUGGGCAUGCUCCACAACCGCUCCGAGACGCCCACCUUUGCCAAGGUCCAGCGGGGCGUCCAGGACAUGAUGCGUAGGCGUUUUGAGGAGCGCAACGUUGGCCAGAUCAAAACCGUGUACCCGGCCUCCUACCGCUUCCGCCAGGAGCGCAGUGUCCCCACCUUCAAGGAUGGCGCCAGGAGGUCAGAUUACCAGCUCACCAUCGAGCCACUGCUGGAGCAGGAGGCUGACGGAGCAGCCCCCCAGCUCACGGCCUCGCGCCUCCUGCAGCGACGGCAGAUUUUCAGCCAGAAGCUGGUGGAGCACGUCAAGGAGCACCACAAGGCCUUCCUGGCCUCCCUGAGCCCCCCCAUCGUGGUGCCGGAGGACCAGCUGACCCGCUGGCACCCGCGCUUCAACGUGGAUGAAGUGCCUGACAUCGAACCGGCCGCGCUGCCCCAGCCACCCGCCACGGAGAAGCUCACCACUGCUCAGGAGGUGCUGGCCCGGGCCCGCAACCUGAUUUCACCCAGGAUGGAGAAGGCCUUGAGUCAAUUGGCCCUGCGCUCUGCUGCGCCCAGCAGCCCCGGGUCUCCCAGGCCAGCACUGCCGGCUACCCCACCAGCCACCCCGCCUGCAGCCUCUCCCAGUGCUCUGAAGGGGGUGUCCCAGGAUCUGCUGGAGCGGAUCCGAGCCAAGGAGGCACAGAAGCAGCUGGCACAGAUGACGCGGUGCCCGGAGCAGGAGCAGCGGCUGCAGCGCUUAGAACGGCUGCCUGAGCUGGCCCGCGUGCUGCGGAGCGUCUUUGUGUCCGAACGCAAGCCUGCGCUCAGCAUGGAGGUGGCCUGUGCCAGGAUGGUGGGCAGCUGUCGUACUAUCAUGAGCCCUGGGGAAAUGGAGAAGCACCUGCUGCUCCUCUCCGAGCUGCUGCCGGACUGGCUCAGCCUCCACCGCAUCCGCACCGACACCUACGUCAAGCUGGACAAGGCCGCGGACCUGGCCCACAUCACUGCACGCCUGGCCCACCAGACACGUGCUGAGGAGGGGCUGUGAGCCUGGGGGCCACUGUGGACAGACGUGGGCUUCAGAAGCUCGCUGGCCUGGGCCCACCAGCAUUUUCUUUUAUGAACAUGAUACACUUUGGUUUUCCUUUCCCCAGCGCCCCUGAGGGCCAGAGGCAGAUGUGGGCUGCAGGCUGCACAGCCGGAGGGUCUCUGGCUGCGGGUGGUGGGCCCCUUCAUGGGGCUCACCUGGUGGAUUCACAUUAAACCGGUUUCUGUGGGCA